AUGCGAUGUGUCCUUUCUUGCCACAGAUUUGACACUCAGGUACGGCAGCUGGAUGUGAAAAAUGCCUUUCUUCAUGGUGAGCUUCAAGAAGAAGUGUUCAUGAAGCAACCUCAAGGCUUUGUCGAUUCUCAAUAUCCUAAUCAUGUGUGCAAACUUCAAAAAUCUCUCUACGGCCUGAAGCAAGCUCCUCGGGCAUGGAAUGCAAAAUUCACAGGCUAUUUACCUACCUUGGGAUUUUCAGUUUCACACUCUGAUCCCAGCCUGUUUGUGAAGAAAACUGAAGUUGCUGUUGUUAUCCUCUUACUCUAUGUUGAUGAUAUAAUCAUCACAGGUUCUGAUCCUUCACUGGUGACUUCUGUUAUUCAAGCUCUUAGUGAAGUAUUUGAGCUUAAAGAUCUGGGAAAGCUCAAAUAUUUCCUUGGUCUUGAGGUGCAAUACCAUUCAGGAGGGAAAAUAUUUGUCAAUCAAGCCAAAUAUGCUAGAGAUCUCAUCAAAAAGGCAUCUAUGGAUACAUGUAAGCCUUGUAGCACCCCUUCUAAACCUCACCAUCAGGUCUUAAAGGAUGAAGGUACUCCACUUCCAAAUCCCACACUCUUUCGAAGCAUUGUAGGUGCUCUGCAAUACUUGACAUUCACAAGACCAGACAUUGCUUUUGCUGUCAACACAGUCUGUCAGUUCAUGCAUAAUCCUACAGAUGUUCACCUUAGCUUAGUUAAACGUAUUAUCAGGUACUUGCAAGGCACAUUGCAGUUUGGUGUCACGUUUUCUCCAGGUUCCAUGGUCCUAUCUGGAUUUUGUGAUGCUGAUUGGGCUGGUGAUCCCAAUACACGCAGAUCCACCACAGGAUAUGUUGUUUUCCUCGGUUCCAAUCCGAUUUCUUGGUCCUCCAAGAAGCAAGCUUCUGUUUCUCGCAGCUCUACGGAGGCAGAGUAUCGAGCACUUGCUCACUGUGCUGCAGAUAUCUCAUGGAUACGACAAGUCUUGUGCGAUUUGCAUAUGAUAAUUCCUGAAGCUCCUCUCCUACACAGCGACAACUUGUCUGCUCUAGCUCUCAGUGCAAACCCUGUUUUUCAUUCUCGAAUCAAACAUCUGGAUGUGGACUUUCACUUCAUUAGAGAACGUGUUCAAAGUAAAGAUCUCAUCGUCCAAUAUGUUCCCACAGAUGAACAGGUUGCUGAUAUAUUGACAAAAGGCCUUCAUAGUCCAAUAUUCCUCAAACAUUGCUCCAAUCUCAGCCUUGGCUCUUCCCCAGCUGAGCUUGAGGGGGGGUGUUAA
Molecule: messenger RNA, 1275 nt
Organism: Prunus dulcis (almond)
Lineage: Eukaryota; Viridiplantae; Streptophyta; Magnoliopsida; Rosales; Rosaceae
Exons: 1
Coding region: 1-1275 (424 amino acids)
Source: RefSeq, a predicted model, not a curated record